AUGUCCGUUGUCCUCUACCUCUUUCAAUUGUUUCUUGUCCACUAUGUCUUCCGCGACAGAGAUUUUCCCAGGAUUGUCAUCACGGUGGAUAACAGGUAUUUGCCGUCUUCACUACGUCCUCUCGUUUGGUUUUUGAACCUUGUAAAAACAGUUCAACCUACCGAAAGUGACUACACCGCAAAGGGCUAACAUUUAUCACUCUUUCUGCCUUCCAUCCUUUUCUUUUAUUUAUUUAUUUGAAUAGUUAUUUACAUGUUUAUUUGAUUGAUUGAUUUAUUUAUUUACAUUGCAGACGCUUGUUCUCGAUUAUGUCAUACUUCUCCUUCUUUUUCAACAUUCUGGUCGGAUUGUUUUCUGGCUUUCUUCGCAUCAUCUUGGGUAUAGUUCUAGGACUUGUAUUCCUGGCUCGCAUAGACCGGUCGACCUUGAUGCAGGGAUUUCAAAGAUUGGACCGAGGCAUGUGGAAAUCUUUAAAGGGGGAAACUGUACACGGUUUUCCGUAA
Porites evermanni is the source of this 503-nucleotide messenger RNA. Lineage: Eukaryota; Metazoa; Cnidaria; Anthozoa; Scleractinia; Poritidae. The record is from the annotation of a GenBank genome assembly.